AUGGAAUUUGUACUCAGAUUAUUGCAAUUUAUUGUUAAAAUAGUUUAUAAUAUCGUAUACAUUGUCCUAGCUGUACUAUUUACACGAAAAAAGGAUGAAAAAAUUCCCGCCAUUAAGGAUAGACUGGUGACAAUACCCUUGGUGGAUAUUGUCGAAUUGAUGAGAACUAAAAGGUUAACCUCCCAAGAAUUAGUGAAGGCCUAUAUCGAACGUCUCAAGGAAGUCAAUCCCCAUAUCAAUGCCAUUGUCGAGGAUCGUUUUGAAGAAGCCCUAACUGAUGCCAAACGAGCAGAUGAUUUAAUAUUUAAAUGUGCAAAUAGUCAGUUGCCGCAAUUGUAUGCCCGGUAUCCUCUAUUGGGUAUACCAUUUACGGUCAAGGAGGCAUGUGGUUUAAAAGGCAUGUCUUUUGUUGUUGGUAGUCUUCAGCGUGUUGACACAAAGGCCAAGCGUGAUUGCAUAGCUGUGGAAAAUUUAAAAUCUGCCGGAGCUAUACCACUACUGGUCUCAGCAAAUCCUGAAUAUUGUUUUAGCAUAGAAACCAAUUCCUAUACAAAUGGUAAAUGUUUAAAUGCCUAUGAUUUUCGACGAACAUGUGGUGGUUCAUCUGGUGGUGAGGGCGCUUUGAAUGGCAGUGGUGCCACUCUAUUUGGCAUUGGUUCGGAUAUUGCUGGUUCCAUACGUAUUCCGAGUUUAUUUAAUGGGGUAUUUGGUCAUAAACCCACCGGAGGUUUAAUACCCAACAUAGAGGUAUUCCCUUCAUCGGAUGAUGAGGAAUGUAACCAGUAUUUACAAACAGGUGUGAUCAGCAGAUUUGGUUCAGAUUUGGGACUUAUAUUGCAUAUUAUGGCUGGUGAACAUGCCCGAAAAUUGGAAUUUGUACAUCCAAUUGAAACGAAGGAUAUUAAGAUAUUUUACUCCCUGGGCUUCAGUGGUCUCAAUGGCAUUUGCCACUAUGGUGUUACAGCGGAAAUACAAAUUGCCAUACUGAAAGCUGUAAAAUGUUUGCAACAAUCGGGACUAACUACCCAAAUAGCCAACAUUAAGGGGUUGGAAAAUUCAACAGAAAUUGCAUUUAGUGGUAUUGCCCGCCUCAAAAAAUUGCCUCUACUAAUGGAUGAAAAUACGAGCGUUAAGGAAUUGCUACAAGAACUAAUGAAAAGCUAUGUGAAAAAAUCUAAAUACACUAAGGAAGGUCUAACAUUUGAGUUACUGCGACGUACCAAUGCAUUUAUGAAUUCUGAAAAAUUAAUGAAAUACAAAGAAGAGGGUCAGAAGUUAAAGCAGGAAAUUAUUAAUUUACUCGGCAACGAUGGUGUUCUUUUCUUCCCCACCUUCCCCGUACCGGCAAUACAUCAUCACACAUCAUCUUUGGCCCAAUGGGGUAUAGACUAUUCGCUGUUGUUCAAUAUCUUGGGUUUACCUUGUACCCAUAUUCCAAUGGGUGUAGAUGCUGAUGGUAUGCCAGUGGGUUUCCAGGUAAUUGCUGCCCCUUUCAAGGACAAGCUGUGUCUACAAAUUGCUGGUGCUUUAGAAAUGGCAUUUGGUGGCUGGACUCCACCGGUUAAACAUGCAUUUUCUUAG
Musca vetustissima is the source of this 1581-nucleotide messenger RNA. RefSeq names its product fatty-acid amide hydrolase 2-B-like. The coding region runs from base 1 to 1581 and encodes 526 amino acids. NCBI's taxonomy places the organism in Eukaryota, Metazoa, Arthropoda, Insecta, Diptera, Muscidae. The transcript is spliced from 6 exons. The record is from RefSeq and is a predicted model, not a curated record.